GAGGGCGUCGUUUUCCCGCUAAAUAUUCCAGCUUGUCUUUGAUACUGAUCGUCUCCACCUGUUCCUAACGUUGGUCUGCACGAUGUCUGGUGGUUUGGUUUUUAGGAAAGUUGCUGGACUUAAGGUUCUUCCCCAGGCCUCACAGCUCCGGUGUCUUAGCUGCCACCAGCUGCACGUCAGCAGACAUCCCAGUUCCUUAAAGAACCUCCACGAGAAAACAAUGUUUCUCCCGAGGAUGCCGACACGUUUGUUAUCGCAGGAAGUUUCCUGUUACCUGCCCAGGAGACAGGCGUCCACAAACUUUCACUGCUGUAACAAGAGACAUGAACAGGCGUCCACAAACUUUCACUGCUGUAACAUGAGACAUGAACAGUCCUCCACAGCUCUCACAAACUUUCACUGCUGUAACAAGAGACAUGAACAGUCCUCCACAGCUCUCACAAACUUUCACUGCUGUAACAUGAGACAUGAACAGGCCUCCACAGGAUUCAUCAACUUUAGCUUUUGUAACAUGAGACCUCAGCAGUUCUCAAGAUCAUCCAGGAUUUUCUCAAGUGAUAGAACAGUCCUCCUAAGAACCCUCCCCUCCACGAUGUCCGAGGACACGUCCCGUCUUGUCUGUAGGAGACACGUGUCGACAGAAGCGUCCGCUCCGACCCCCCCGUCAGGUUGGUACGUGGACAUGUUCGGGCCGGAGUCGCCGCCCGUACGGCUCGCCAUGACCCUGCUGGAACAUGUGCACCUCCACACCGGCCUGCCGUGGUGGGCAACCAUUGUCAUGACAACGGUCGCGCUGCGGCUGGGCCUGACGUUCCCGUUGGCGGUGUACCAGGCUCACGUGAUCGCCCGUGUGGAGGGCCUGCAGCCCGAACUGGCACGCUUCGCCGCCGCGUUACGCCGGCAGGUCUCCGUCGCCGGACACCAGCGGGGCUGGUCCGAGAAACAGAUGAGGUCAAAGUUCAAUGUCAAGGUCAGUAGCAGUUCAGAAGAGAAGGUCACAUGAUAAAGUGGACAUAGUCAAGAGCUGCUCCAGUAUUUAAUUAAAUUUAAUAAAAGUUUUUUUUUAUUCCCACUCAUUGUUUGGGAGCCUGUGUCUUCACUUUUUCCUUGUUAAAUCUUUCAUUCCAAUCAGAGAAAUGCACAUUUUUUCCAUCUUCAUGUUGUGAAGUUGAGGUUUGUGGUAGGACACGGUGAAACUGUGGCCUGCCCCACAAGCACAUUUCCCUCCCGGGACUCCUCCUGCAGAUAGACCGGAUUUACUACCAUCUAAUUCCCAUUCUUCAUUUAACAGUU
Molecule: messenger RNA, 1293 nt
Organism: Branchiostoma floridae (Florida lancelet)
Lineage: Eukaryota; Metazoa; Chordata; Leptocardii; Amphioxiformes; Branchiostomatidae
Product: mitochondrial inner membrane protein OXA1L-like
Exons: 2
Coding region: 83-1003 (306 amino acids)
Biological process (GO): protein insertion into mitochondrial inner membrane from matrix; mitochondrial respiratory chain complex IV assembly
Cellular component (GO): mitochondrial inner membrane
Molecular function (GO): membrane insertase activity
Source: RefSeq, a predicted model, not a curated record